UAUAUAUUUACACUUGACAAGUCGUCGAAGACCUUUGCAUCGCUGUUUGUGUAUGACAUGUGACAUUUGAGGGUGAUGGAAGUGUAAACAGCAAAUAACAGAAAAUAUUUCGUCGUGUUAUAUAUAGUCGAAGUUACAAUCUGAUGAAAGUAAGCUGUAGGAAAAGUGAAUUAUUUUGUGUCCGCUGAUGCAGUGCUGGCAAAAACAUUACUUAAGUGAUUGAAGAUCACAAUGCAGUGUUCAUUGAUCAUAUUGGCCUGCUUUUCACUGUCAUUGCUGAAUGAGGCUGCAAGUUCUAGAAUCUUCCAGAGAGGAAGACUCAGAGGUGGGCUUCUUGGAGAACCUAAUGUCAACUACUCAGAAACAUUGCCACCAGAUGAAUGGUUCCCUCAGCAGUUGGAUCAUUUCGAUCCCACAGAUAGAAGAACAUGGAAACAGAGAUAUUUCACAAAUGCAUCAUUUCAUCAGCCAGGGGGGCCAGUAUUCCUUAUGAUUGGUGGUGAAGGCAAAGCAAGUCCUUUGUGGAUGGUAACUGGUCAAUGGAUUACAUAUGCUAAACAGUACAAUGCCCUCUGUUUCCAAUUGGAGCAUCGAUAUUAUGGAAAAAGUCAUCCUACUCAGGAUCUGUCUGUAAAAAAUCUUGUAUAUCUAAGCAGUGAGCAGGCACUUGCUGAUAUUGCUUACUUUAUUGAGGGUAUGAACAAGAAGCAUAAUUUAACACUUGGAACAAAAUGGGUUGUUUUUGGUGGAUCAUAUCCAGGAUCAUUAGCUGCUUGGGCAAGAGCUAAAUAUCCUCAUCUAGUUCAUGCAGCUGUCUCUGCCAGUGGUCCCCUGCUUGCAAAAUCAGAUUUUGGAGAAUACUAUAGAGUUGUUAGCGAUGCCUUAGCUACCUCUAGUGCUGACUGUGUAUCAGCUGUGGAGCGCGCCACUGCACAAAUUUCUAUAAUGCUACAACAUAUGGUGGGGCAACAGACACUAAAUAAAAUGUUCAGGUUAUGUGAUCCAAUAAACCCUAAAAUAAAAAAUGACUUGUCAAACUUGUUUGAGUCAUUAGCAAGCAAUUUUGCUGGAGUUGUUCAGUACAAUAAAGACAAUCGUCAGUUUGAAGGUGCCAAAGCAACUAAUAUUACAAUUGAUGUUGUGUGCAAUAUCAUGGUAAACGAUAGUAUAGGGCAGCCUGUCUCCAGAUAUGCUGCUGUAAAUUCAUUACUGUUAGACGCGUAUGGCCAGGAGUGCCUUGAUUACAAGUAUUCCAAAAUGAUUGAAGAAAUGAAAGCCAUUGCUUGGGAUAAUGAAACAGCAGAAGGAGGUCGUCAGUGGACAUAUCAAACAUGCACAGAGUUUGGAUUUUACCAGACAUCAAGCAAAGAACCAAAAUUAUUUGGAGAUAAUUUCCCAGUCGAUUUCUUUAUUCAGCAAUGCUCAGAUAUUUUCGGCCCUAAGUAUAAUUCUGAUUUCCUAAAGGCUGUCACUUACCGUACUAACACACUGUAUGGAGCCUUUGCACUGCAGGCAACCCGUGUUGUGUAUGUACAUGGUUCAAUAGACCCUUGGCAUGCACUGGGAAUUACACACACUUUACUAUCAGAUUCUCCUGCCAUCUUUAUACAAGGAACUGCACAUUGUGCAAAUAUGUACCCCAGUGCCCCAAAUGAUCCUCCGCAGCUUAUAGCAGCAAGGAAGAAGGUUGGAAAUCUCAUAGGCAAGUGGCUGCUGCAGUAGGAUUGAGUAACUGGUCGAAGAACAUUUGGUAAAUGGCUUCUGGUUGUACAUAAUUCUUGUGGAGCAUCUGCAGUAAAAGUGAAUGCUUAGACUAUGGAUGAAAAAGCUUUUGUAAUUAUUUUGGCAAACUUUUUUUUCUGGAGAAUUAGACUGCACAGAUUCUUGGUGCAUGAAAUUCAUUGUCCAUUGCCUGCAUGCUCUCUGUUACUUGUCUGCAAAGACACAGCUGUGAUAUUUUGAUAUUUGAAGUCAAUAAAUAAUCUGCAUGUUCUUUUAAGCCAAAGAUAAUUUCCUCAGUUUCCAUUAAUGGAAAGAAUGAAAUAAUAUACUAUGAAUCACUGAAAAAAAAAAAUUGGUGUUAAACUACCAGAUGCGGGUUGUGACAGUGAUUUACGUAUGUAUAU
Molecule: messenger RNA, 2126 nt
Organism: Schistocerca cancellata (South American locust)
Lineage: Eukaryota; Metazoa; Arthropoda; Insecta; Orthoptera; Acrididae
Product: putative serine protease K12H4.7
Exons: 9
Coding region: 232-1722 (496 amino acids)
Biological process (GO): proteolysis
Molecular function (GO): dipeptidyl-peptidase activity; serine-type exopeptidase activity
Source: RefSeq, a predicted model, not a curated record